Messenger RNA from Penicillium longicatenatum, 1359 nucleotides. RefSeq names its product glycosyltransferase family 31 protein. Gene Ontology annotation, cellular component: membrane. The transcript has 2 exons. Bases 1 to 1359 code for a protein of 452 amino acids. NCBI's taxonomy places the organism in Eukaryota, Fungi, Ascomycota, Eurotiomycetes, Eurotiales, Aspergillaceae. The record is from RefSeq and is a predicted model, not a curated record. Gene Ontology annotation, molecular function: glycosyltransferase activity.
AUGGUUCCCCGGCGACGAGUAAGCCGUCGAUUCCUCGCCAUCGCCGCCUUCGCCGCCCUCUUCUUCCUCUACCACUUCACCUCCCUACAAUCCAACCUCACGCCACACAAGACCAAAUUCCGCUACUCGGGCACCCGCACAAACAGAUACAGCCAUGCCGACAAAGAUAAAGCCGGCGAGCCUGAGCCCGUCUGCCCUCCACUCCCGGGCAUUGAAGAUGUCCUCGUCGUCAUGAAAACCGGCGUCACGGAAGCCCGCGAUAAAGUCCCCAUCCACUUCUCCACAACCCUCCGCUGCAUCCCGCACUAUGUGAUCUACUCCGACUUCGAAGAGGAAAUCGAGGGUGUCACGAUUCACGAUGCUCUCCGGACAAUGGACAGGGAUGUCACAGCGCGAGUCGAAGACUUCAACAUCUAUAACCGGAUAAAGACAUACGGGCGCAAGGGUCUAGAACAAGGCGAUUUCGCCGACGAGGCCAACUCCGCAAUCGGCAAGCCGAAUAACCCAGGGUGGAAAUUGGAUAAAUGGAAGUUCCUCCCAAUGGCCCAGGAAGCCUACACCUACAAGCCCGAUGCAAAGUGGUUUGUUUUCAUGGAGGCUGAUACCUAUAUCUCCUGGCCGACAUUGCUAGCCUGGCUUGAACACUUCGACCCGAAGAAACUCGUCUACCUAGGCACCGAGACGCAGAUCGCGGACACGAUCUUCGCACACGGAGGCUCGGGCUUUAUGCUUUCGAACCCGGCGCUGAAAGCUGCGUCGGAUGAGUAUGAGCGGAGACGGACUGAGCUGGAUGAAUAUACACUCGGGCAUUGGGCCGGGGAUUGUGUUCUAGGACGGGUUCUUGCAGACGCAGGGAUCAAUCUACAUUUCUCGUGGCCUAUCUUGCAGAAUUCGAACCUGGGUGAACUGGAUGAAUUCACGACGGAUCUAUAUCGAUUGCCUUGGUGUUAUAUUGCUGUUGCAUUUCAUCAUCUUUCACCAAGCGAGAUCGAAAGGUUAUGGCAAUUCGAGCAGAAUCGUUGGCAUGAGAAAAACAAACAAAUUCUUCUUCAUAGUGAUGUCUUCCGCGAAUGGCUGUACCCCGAAAUGGCUACCCAGCCUACAAGAUUAAACUGGGAUAACUUUUCGGAUGAAGAGCAACCUUUUGCUACGACCUUCGAGGACUGCCGUGAGGUCUGCGAUGUCCAGAAGAAAUGCGUGCAGUUCUCUUUCCGGGACGGUACCUGCUUCACGGGCAGUAGACCUCGUCUUGGUGUGUCGCGGACUGGCGGUAGUACUGCUUCUGGAUGGCUGACUAGUCGCAUCCGGGAGAUGAUGGAUGUCAGUGGAAUCUGUCGGGCUCCUAAUUAUGGUGAAUAA